AUGAAGGAGCUGCAGGCCGUGCGGGAGAACCUCAUCAAGCAGCACGAGCAGGAGACGGCCCGGACAGUGAAGGUGCGGGACGGCGAGAUCCAGAGGCUCAAGUCGGUGCUGUGCGCACUCCGGAACGGCAGCAGCAACGAAGAGCAGAUUGCAGGCAUCACUGAUGCUGAAAGAGAAGCCAAGGCUCAAGAACAACUUCAGGCCGAGGUGCUAAGGUAUAAAGCCAAAAUGAAAGAUCUGGAAGCGACUCUGGCUCAGAAAGGGCAGGAUUCACACUGGGUAGAAGAUAAACAACUUUUCAUUAAGAGAAACAAGGAGCUUUUAGAAAAGAUAGAAAAACAAGAGGCAGAAAAUCACCGGCUCCAACAGGACCUACAGGAUGCCAGAGACCAUAAUGAGCUGCUGGAGUUUUGA
This is a messenger RNA of Rangifer tarandus platyrhynchus (Svalbard reindeer), 414 nucleotides long. The record is from the annotation of a GenBank genome assembly. NCBI's taxonomy places the organism in Eukaryota, Metazoa, Chordata, Mammalia, Artiodactyla, Cervidae.